CUGAAUGCUGGUUAACCUGGGCAAGAUGGCGCCCUCCACCAUUCAGAAAAUCAAGUCUACAAUAACAGGCAGAGACCCAGAGCAAGACGGAAUUAUAACGGAGGUGCGAUAGUCUUCUUUGAUUCUAUUUUAUUGUCACAGCAUUUCGCAUGAGACCUUCUGCGGGUCUUUAAACUCUUUAGUCGGCGUUUUCUAUGUUGUAGUUGUGGACCAAACUGUUUAGACUGAAAUUUGACUUUAUUUAGAGUUAAACCUUAGUAUCUUGUUUCCGUUCCAUUAUUUAAAAUUUACUUUCUGAAAAUGUUUUAAUUAUAAUCAUAAAAUUUAAUUACACCACAUGCUUACACUACCAUGCAACUGUUGACCUUAACGUUGUGAAUUUAUAGGAGUUUCGAUUCUACACUCAGCUCAUAUUAGCCUAAUUAAAAUGAAAACAUAGCUGUGAUUUUUAAAAUUAUUAUUCAAGCUAACCUUUCACUGCAAUAAAAUGUUAAAUAAUUGGGUAUCUAUUUCCUGUAGUAAAUCUUGAGACUAAAUGAGGAGUUGCUGUGUGAAAGUGAGGACAGGCAUGCAUUCAUUCCACAUUAGAGUUAGAAAUGCUGCUGGCAAUUUUAGAUAGCUGCAACUAAACUUUUUUGCAGAAUAAAGUUAUGGAAUGUAACUGUAUUAUUAAUAGUAUGAAUAAAGAGCCAAGAAAGCUUUAAAAUUAUUGCUUUAAAAUUUUAGUGAAUUGUGUGGUUCAAGAACAUAUCUAGACCUCUUUACUUCAGGAAGAAAAUUCAUUGUGACCAGUACAAUACAGUAUUAACACAACACAUCUAAUAUGACCAAAUUUUGUGGUCAUGCACUGGUCACUUUUUUAUAUUCCCCUGUAUCUUUGUAAGUCUUUGCUCCCAAGAGUGACCAAAGUCAAAAUUCAACAAAAUUUCCACAUUUCAUGUUGUAAGAUGUUGAUAAACAGAAAGUACCACGUGAAAGUUUUGAUUGAAUGGUGACAAUGGAGUAUUUCAUUUACAGACUCAAAUGUCAAAACCACCUCUCAGGACUUAAUAAUAAUAUUAUUUCAAAAGUAGGUUGAGUUUGAUCGCCCGGGUGAAUGUAGUCCUGACUUCAGGACUACGUUCACUUGGACGAUCAAACUCAACCUACUUUUGAAAUGACUCCUGGGUUCAAACCUUUCACAAUAAUAUUAUUGUUGUUUACUAGAUAUCUGAUGCAACUACCUUGAGCUGGUCAACACGGAUCAAAGGAUUUAUUAUUUGCUUUUGUAUUGGUGUGGUGUUCUCCAUUUUGGUAUGUAAAAGAGGGUAGAAAUAAAUUCCAGCUGUAUAUUCAUUGUCUUCAAAAUAAAGGGAAUUGUUUUUCAUUAGCUGAUCAAGGAAUAUGCGGCUUUAACUUCAUUAGAAUCAAACCAGGUCAAGCUACCCCCACAAAUUCUACUGAUUUUAAAAAUUGAAGCCAUUGAAUGUGCUCGAUAUCAGCUUCCUUGUUGCAUUUGAGCAUGCAUAAUGCAGUAGUUUCAAAACAAGCUGUUAACCGCCAGUGUUCUGCUGGCUACUUGAUUAUAUGCCGCCGACUACUCUAGACCCCCCUAGCUUCAGGGGUCUUCCAGCCCCCUCGAUUGUCACAGUCGCCUACUUUUCCAGAGUCAGCCACCUACUUCAAAACAUUUUGAAAGCCCUGAUAAUGAGCAGUGAAUUGGCAUACAUGAUGUUGAUAUAUGUCUUUUUAGAAUUAAUUUUGUCCAUUCAAAACCUCUUUUCAGUCACACUGAGUCUAAAAUUUACCGCUCGCUGUAUACUAGUAUCUAUUUUUUUUUUUUGCAUCAAAAUCAUUAUCGUACUUUGUCAUACCACAAAACACAGGAAAAUGAAAUUUAAACUACGAUAAAAUUGGACCACAGUAUACAAGGUGGCAUAAAAUUUUUUAUAAAUUGCUUGUCUGUAAUUGCUGCUGAAGUUAAAGCAAAUAAUGUUGCCUGUCCAUCAUUACUUGACACCUCAUAUUUUAACGUGCUAACUUGGUGGCUUUCAGACAGCAGUUUUGUUGUGCCGUGAUAAAGAUUGUUUUUAGCAACAAGGACUAACAGGUUCAGUUUUUCAAUUGAUCAGUAAUAUUUAUUGGAUCCAUGUGUGUACAAUGCAUGCUUGACAUGGUCUGCCUAUAAACUGUAUGCAAGGUCGUGCUCUAAGAAAAAAGUGAAGGGAGCCCAGUGCUUGGAGCCUAUGUAAUCCAGGAUGCCUAGUAUAUGAGUUUUAAGAAAAAGCUAAGAUUUUGUAGUCACUUCAGGCAAAAAACAAGACUCCAGGGGCCACUGAGUGUUGCCAGAUCAUGCCCCUGGCAUAGGGUAUUUCAAUACAGCAAUAAAAUUGAUAAUGAUAAAGUAUAAGUAUACAGUGGAAGCUCUCAUGAGUGCACAGCCUCGGGACGGGAAGCUGGAGCUGGCCGCUUACAGAAUGUAAAAGAGCUUGUGUGAGAGUUGAGAAAAACAGGGCAGAAGGCAGCAAUGACAUUGAGGAGAGCUUCCAUGGUAGUUAUAAAUUAUAUUAUAAAUUAUUAGUAUAAAUAAUUGGAUAGAGUAUAGUUAGUUGUCCUUUCUAUGUGUCGUUUUUGUGGCUGCAUAAAUAAGAAAAGAAAUUGUUUCAUCAACUGAGUCAAUGAUAAAGUCAUUUAGCUCUGUAGUUUUUCCAUAUUCUUAUGUGGUGGUAAACCGAUUUCAGAUGAGACCAAAUUUUCGUGUUUCACUCCUACAAAUAUGUGUUUCCACAUUUUUUUAUGAAACUGUCUCCUUCAUUCAUUUGUUAUAAUUAAUUAUUACACUUCAUUUAUUUGAAACAAACCCUUUAAUUAUUUCUAAUAUCUAGUCACCCAGGAAAAAGUUGGGUCUCAAUGCAAGUGUCUCAAGUGUUAGUAUUUAUUCUGUAAAACACUGAAACUCGUUAAAGAACAAAACUAUUUCCAUAGAGCCAAACUUCUAGGGUAUGGAAGUGUAUAGUGUAUAUGGAAGUGUAAAGUGUAUAGUAUAAUCAAAUCUUGCCUUGCGGACACCCCGAUCCCGAUCCCGAUAAUACAGACAGCAGUUAAAUCCCUGGCAAAAAUAGAUUCAAGAUGUUUGACUGAAAUGAUCUUCCACAGACUAUUAUAGACUCUUGCAAAUAAGGACACUCAAAGUUCAACUCAAAGUUCCUACAGUGAAGUUGACUGUAUUAUCUUCUGCAAUAAACAGCAUUACUUGACCAUAAAGAUAAAUUUUUUGGUCUCAGAAUGUUAAAAUUAAUAUGGCUGCAUAUUUAGAUUAGAAAUUUUACUAAUUGCUAAUUGUUCCAAAAAAUACUUAUAAUGUUCAAAACAUGAUGCAGACCGGCCCUUCUAUCCCAUCCUUGUUUAUUAAAAAAAGGCACACGCAAAAUUUUUAAGUAUUAUUUUUAUUUGUGCUCUAUCAAUUAAUUUUAUUGCAACUCAAAUUUUAAUCUCUUUUGUCAGGGAGUGAUAUUUUUAUGGAGGGACGUUAAAUUAUUUGCUGUGUUCUAUUCACUUGGUAACCUUAUGGCAUUAUCUAGGUAUGUACAUUUUGUUGAUUGUAAUAAUGAAAUUUGUGCCUCUUUUUCAAUGAUACAAAUUAAAGUAACCAUUUGCAAGGAAAAACUCAGGGCUUUCAAUAACACCUGGCAACUACCAGUGCUCUGGCAGGUAUUCCUGUUGCAAAGCACCCUGUUGUUACUGAAUGCUUACAAGAGUCAUUGGUUUUAAAGGGGCUUUAUCCAGUCACUUUGUUUAGUCUACGCAAUAACUCUCCCUUAUUUACUAUGAAACAUUUUGGUAGCAAUGAAUUACCAUGUCAUGUAAAUAACAAAUACUCAGCUUUAGUGACCAUUGUGUCUUCCGAGCAUUUUUGUUUUGAGUUAUAAACAACACAAAGAAAAUCAAACUUUGAAAAAAUGGUAAGCUGAACAGUGUCAGUCAAAACCUCAAUAAUUAUUACUAACCUUCUUCUCCUUUUUUGCCCAUCUAUGGUUGCUUUCUUUUGUAUUUGCAUGUAUGUUUUGCUUAAUUUGGUCAACCUAGUGGCUGAACUUGAUUAAAUUUCACAUCACACAGCUCCAAGCUUCCACCUCCAUGUACUUUAGCUUACUCUUACGUCUACCACAGGAGUUAUUGAAAGGUUCCCUUAAAAGUAAAUGUUUUGUUAAUAUGUAAACCCUCACCUAUCAUUGAUUGCUCUUAUUGUAUCAUUUGCCUGUUUCUUUAUUCUGGUUUAUAGUACCUGUUUUCUCAUGGGUCCUAUGAAACAGUUGAGGAAUAUGUUCAAAGAAAAGAGGCUUAUUGCAACGAUAAUCAUGUUGGUAAGAGAAAUAGUUCAUUUUCCCAUUUUAAAGAUUAAAUAAAUGUAAAUGUUGCAAAAAUGAGUCCCUGUUGGGGAAAAAAUCUGAGGUGAAAUGACCUUGAAAUAGCAUCGUAAGACAGAUGAAAUGUUGACAAAUGACAUCAAAAUGGGUUGCGACUGUGACAUGGCCAAGAGCAAUGGAAAAUACAAUAACAAUUGAUUGUAAAAUACCAACAAGGACAAAGCCUCUUUCUCAAUCCUUGAAAUAAAGGGUUUUGAAAUUCAGAACUAUAUUGGGACAUAUGCCCCCCCCCCCUAAGAGGGCCUCACACAUUCAAAUGGAAACCACAAGGGUGGAGGACAAGGAGUUUGCCGCCUGCAAAGCUGCCAUAAAAAUUUAUCUCCAACAAAAUAAGGGUCAUUCUCGUCCACAAAGCAUUGAUUAUCCUGGUCAGUAUUACAGAUUGACAGCUCUGGCUGAACCAGGAUAUUGUGCAAGUGUACCAAUUUGUCAUUUUUAUAGUUGAUGGUUAUCGUUAUUUUUUCAAAAUAAUGUUGGAGGCUACGCUUAUGGCCGGUAGUCUGUGUUUUGCAGACUUACUGCUUUGGCCCCCAUUCGGCCUUUGGCCGAGAAAUAAUUGUUAAAUACACCAUGGCCCUCCACACCUUGGGUCAUCUAAAUCUGACAAAAACAUUUCCAAGAUGCAGUCAAAAUUUAGAGUGUGUAUUAUUUCGCAUGACAUACAGGAUUGCAGUUUGAAAACUUGUUUUGUUUCUUUUUUUCAGGUUUGCCUUAUUCUUACACUGUGUGCUGCCUUAUGGGUGAGUUAUGAAAACACCUUACCUAAUGACCACAUUAUGGGCCCGUGGCAGGGUAGGGGGGUGCUCUAUGAAAGUGACAUGGGUUUUCAUCAUACCUUUCAGGGGGUAAAAUUUUUGGAUUGUUGCCAUAGUGGUUCAAUUUUAUCCUUGGUUUAAAUUUGAUUUUCGUUUGUUUUAGGUAUGGUAGUGAAUCAUAAUGAGUUUAAAACAAGAGAAAUUCAAUACCAAGGAUAAAACUGAAGCACAAAAUUGCCUUUUAGGCUACCACUUGUUAAAAACUGAAAUUACUUAGUGUACAACUGGAGUUGUUGCAGUAAAAAAUGAUGGGAAAUCUUUGUGCAAGUUAAAUGUGUGGAAUUUUUAUAAAUGACACCUCUUAGGUGAACAGUAGAAGGUAUAGGUCCUUAUUUGGCUGACAAACCUGAGGUCGACAGCACGCUCAUUGUACCCCGCUCUUUUUAUCAGUGUUUCAUUUUAUGGGUAUUUAAUGCUUUUUAAAGCUACACUGAAAGGAAAGAAGUCCAACUUAUAGAAGGAUUGGACAUCACACUUAGGAAUGUAUUUCCAAAACCUCUUGCACAGAAGGCCCGGGCACUCUUUUUAGUACAUUUCUUUGAUGUCCACUGCACAACUACAAUGUGAAACCUCCUAAUGCGACAAUUUAUGGAGGACGUGAACAUACUAAGAAAAAUUUUCCUUUCUCUUUUUGAACCAGGAUAAAAUCCUUAAGAAUUCAACUCCAACAAAAAUCGCCUACAUUUGACAAAUGGAGUUCGUCCUAAUAAACGCAAUAGAAUUUGAAAGGACGCAAAUUCACUAUUUUAUCAACAUUUUCAUUGUUGUCGUCGUUGUCAUUGCUUACGCUCCCCUUUAUACAUUGUAAACUGGUCACUAGUCAUAAAAUACAUGUAUUGGUCACCAGAAAUAAGGACAUUUUGUCGAAUAGUACAUGAAGGGUUUGAAAUAAUCAAAGUUGUUAUGCAUGCAGGGUAGAAGAGAUGAAUAGAAUAAUGGAGACUAAACAAUGUGAGAUAAUUAGUGAUCUUACUUUAGCUUUAGAAAGACCAUAAACACAACUGCACAGCUUGGCACAUGAAUGCCAAACACAGGUCACCAAAUUGGCAGCUUUUGCUUUAGUUUUCAUCAGAAUUUUUUUUUUAACUUAGCCACGGCAACCCUUUCCAUGAGUCACCUUGCUUCAGGACAACUUAUUCAAAUUUAGCAUCAAGCGCUAGACUCAAGCUCAAACAUGUACAACAGCUACUGUCACUGUUUGAAAGCCUAUUAACUCUUCUGUUUCGUUUGUUUCAGUGGGAAAACAAAGGACUGGCUUUGCUGUUUUGCAUUCUUCAGUAUUUAGCAAUGACGUGGUAUGUAAAUGAUAUUUUCUGUCCAAUAACAGCUUAUACACUGCGCUGCAAUUGCAGCUUUUUGUUGUUUGUUUUCACUGUGUGGCUAUUGACGUCUUUUUUAUUUAAUGCUGUUUUUUCUUUUACUUAGGUACUGUCUUUCCUACAUUCCAUUUGCAAGGUACUUCAAUAAAUUAAUUUUCUUGUAACCAUUUAAUUGUUAAAUGUUAUGAAAAUUAUUUUCAUAACUUAAAUGAAAAUUAUGAAAACUUACUUAUGAAAAUUAUAAUAAUUAUAUUUUCAUAACUUACAGUGACUCUAUUAUGGGCUGCAGCUAAUGCAUUUAGGAGCCAAAAAAUGUUGCUUUGGGGAAGAAGUACUUUUUGAUAGAACUGAGUUUGAUUGUUUCUGUUGACUUACCAUGUGCAGAAAAAAGAGUAUUAACUAGAAAUAUGUUAACAGGUUGUUGCUUGGUUAGUAUCAGCCGGCUAAGCUGCUUAGCAUUUCUUUUCAGAUGGUGUUUUUUGAAUAAAAUAUCCCUGUACUGGCCGGUUACUUUGACAACUCAGCCAUAUAAUUAAAAGCUUUCUGACAACCCUCUGUUAAUCACAACAACCAGCAAGAAUAUUGUUAUUAAAUAUUGUUAACAGUAAUGUUUGAUAAAGUGGUAGGUGUUUAAUUUUCUACCAAGUUUAAAGGCAAGAUGUAGCUACUUGAUCUGAGCAAAUUGCAAGUUAUUUGAAUGGCUUCAAACAAUUUUUUGCCCAUUAUUUUAUUCAACAAUUCUAAGGUUUUCUGAUUGUUUUGCCCAAAAAAGAAAAAAUGGGGCUAGGCAAAACUCUGUUGUAUUAAUGACGUUUGUUUGAAGAUGAACCUCAAGCAGGUCUUGUUAAACAUUUGAAAUGUGUUACUUCCAAAACGUUUGGUGCUUGUUUUCUAUUAGUGGCUAUCAGUGUCUACCGUGUGAGCAGAGCUCCUUUGAUCUUGCUAGUUAAGCCAGGAAAUCUAAGUACCUCUACUGGAAGGGUAAUCAGUGGCUGAUUCCCAGCUGUCACGCACUCCAAAGAGAAACUCUCUUAACCCUUUAAACCCUAAGAUCAAAAUUUGAAUUCUCAUUUGUCAUCCCCAUUCAUUUCCUACAAAAGUAGUGGGGAGAAGUUGAUAGAAUAUCAAGUAAAUUCAGUAUUCUUCUUGUGUGAUCAUGUCCGUAAUUCUCAUGACCACUCUGUUUUACAAAGCAUUGAUAUUACAAGGAGAAGCUUGAUGCUAAUCACUCUUAGGGCUUAAAGGGUUAAUUCCUGGAAUGGUUUUUCCUUGGUCUUACCAUAUGUCUCAUCCUUUUAAUCACUUCGUUUUUCCACAGGGAUGCUGUGAAAAAGUGUGUCACGAGUUGCCUUGCAUGAGUUAGUCAACUUCAUUGAGCUUAGGUGCACAGAUAAAUAUUAAAUAUUAACUAUAAUAAUAUUCACCUCAGUUGAGGUGUGUAAUUUAAUAAGAGGGCGUGUGCGGAAGAACGUCUUAUAUGACUCCUAAUGUGAUGUUUAAUUCUCCUGUUGUUUCAUGACAGUCUUUCAGAAGUCACUUGGGGCUAUUUUGCAGGCACACGUCCAUUAUUUUCAGUGUCAAUCAUGCAAUUGAAUAGCCAGGGUAAAUUUUGUUUUAUCCGUCUUCAAACAUGUGAAAUAGUUAUGACCUGUUAUGUUCAGGCACCUCCAAGUAAGCUAAUCAGAGUGCAAAUAAAAGACAGUGUUCUAGCCUGCGAGCAAGCUCUCCUAUUUGGGCAAGUGAAGUGCCCCUCGCGGCUUCACCCCUGGCUCACACGUUCUCGCGAGACUCAUUUCACUCGCCCAAAUAGGAGAGCUUGCUCACAGGCUAACAGUGUUCAGCAGUGGAGGAUCCACGGGGAGGGGAGGGGAGGGGGUCCUGAGCCCCCCAGGGGAAAUCCCAUAUGAAAGAGAUAAGGAUGCUUGUGGAGAACUUAGAGUUAAACCCCCUAAGGAGACCAAUUAGUGUGUAGCUCCAGCUUUAUUUCUUUACUAAAGGAGGCCAUACACUGCACCCUAACACAGUAUGAUGGUAUUUUACCUAUAUCUAUGUACAUGGUAUUUCUACGCACACAACCCUAAGUAAUUCAUCGAGGGUAAAAAUUUUGGCUUUCUGUCCAUAAUACCCUACUUGAGACCAAAGUCGGCAAUCAACCCUAAGCAAGAUGGCAAGGAUCUUUGUCACUUUCAUAUAGCAGUCCCCCCCC
Porites lobata is the source of this 8746-nucleotide messenger RNA. The record is from the annotation of a GenBank genome assembly. NCBI's taxonomy places the organism in Eukaryota, Metazoa, Cnidaria, Anthozoa, Scleractinia, Poritidae.